AUGGAAGAAGAAAAUAUUGAAUCAUAUUCUCUGAUUUGGUUUGAUUCUUCAUCAAACAAUAAUGAUUAUAAGAAAAAGUUCGAAGAAAAACUUCGUUCAUCAAUUAAUUUUAUUAAAAUAUUUAUUGAUGAAAAUGAAUUUUUAAAUUAUAUUGAAGCAAUAUCAAAUGAUGAAAAACUUGUUUUAAUAAUAAAUUCAAAAUCAGCUCAACAUAUUAUAUCUCGUAUGCAUCAAUUAGAACAAAUCUUAUCAAUUUAUGUAUUUUCUUUAAACAUACGAAAACAUCAAAUAUGGACUAAACUUUUUUAUAAAAUAAAAUGUGUUGUCAAUGAUUAUGAUGAACUCAUUUGUCAAAUAUUAUAUGAUCAAAAAGAAAGAUUUUUAAAUAAAAUUGAUGAAACUAUAUCAAUAACUAAAAUAAAUGAUUCAAAUAAAAAAGACGAAGAUUUAUUAUUUAAUUGUUUGAUUAACAUAAAAGUUAAUUUAAAUGAUAAAAAUGAAUUAAUUACUUUACUAGAAAAUAAUUAUAGAAAUAAUCCAACAGAAUUAUUGCUUAUUAAAGAAUUCCAUGAAGAAUAUUUAUCAUCGAAAUCUAUUUGGUGGUUAACAAGAUAUUGUUUUAUAUCAAAAAUCAUUAACAAAUUAAUUAUAAAUAAAUCUUUUAAAAUGUUAUUUUUAAUGAGAUUUUUUUUUCAAGAUAUUUAUAAAGAAAUUCAAUUAAAUAAAUCUAUUAAUAAAAAUUUUCGUCUCUAUAAAAGUCAAUUAAUAACAACAAAACAAUUGGAAUCAUUAAAAAGUUCAAUUGGAAACGAAAUUUUAAUAAAUAAUUUUUUAUUUACAUAUUUAAUACGAAAAACAUCAUUUUCUCAUUUGAAAAAGUUAAAUAUACCAGAAAAUUUUCAUGGAAUUUUAUUUGAAAUAGAUAUUGAUUCUAAUCUCAAUCAAGAUAAAUAUUAUUCUAAUAUAAAUUUAUUAAGUUAUUCAUCAAAUGAACAAAUUAUUCUUUUUAUGAUUGGAUCAAUAUUUAAAAUAGUUAAUAUUGAAUAUUAUGAUAAUAAUAUAUCCAUUAUUCAUAUGAUUUAUCAAAAUAAGAAUUCAAUAAAACGAAUUGAAAAUUUUGAUUUAAUCCAUUUUGGUUAUUUUUUAAUUGAUUCAAAUCAAUAUGAUCAAGCGUUCUUUUACUUUAAUUAUUUAAUUCAAAAUUUCAAUGAAAAUCUUUAUGAAUAUUAUAAUGCACUGGCGAAUAUUUCAUUAAAACAAAAUCAAUAUGAUUUAUCAUUAACAUUUUAUCAAAAAUUAAUCCAAUUAAACAAUUCUAAAGAGCUUUCAUCAAUUUAUAAUAAUAUUGCUUUUGUUUAUUUUAAAAAAAUUGAUUUUCAACAAUCAUUAAAAUAUUAUCAAAUGAAUUUAAAUAUUUUAAAAGAAAAUUUCAAUGAAAAUUAUCAAUUCAUUAUUGAAUCAUACAAUAAUAUUGCUUUGAUUUAUAAAUCCGAUCAUAAAUACGAAAAUGCUUUAGAAUAUUAUGAAAAUAUUUUAUUUAUCUAUGAUAAUUAUUGUUUACACAAAAAUUCUGAUAAAGCUAUUUCAUAUUAUAAUAUUGGAUUAAUUUAUUAUUAUUUAAAGAAAUUUUAUUUAUCUUUAGAAUAUUUUAAUAAAUCAUUAGAUAUUUAUAAAGAAAUUCUUCCUUUAAAACAUUAUCUCAUUUCAGUUAUUUAUGAAAAUAUUGCAAAUAUUUAUUAUGAUUUAAAUGAUGUAAAUCAAUCAUUUUUAUAUUAUCAAAAAGCAAAUGAAAUCUAUCAAAAUCUUUUCUCUUCAAAACAUCCAGAUGUUUUGCAAAUUAAAAUUAUUAUAAAUCGUAUCAAAACAAAACUUAACAUUUGA
Messenger RNA from Rotaria socialis, 1881 nucleotides. NCBI's taxonomy places the organism in Eukaryota, Metazoa, Rotifera, Eurotatoria, Philodinida, Philodinidae. The record is from the annotation of a GenBank genome assembly.